AUGAAGAUUGUUCAGAAUCUAGCGGGCUUCCCUCGCUUGCUGCUGGCUGGCAAUCCUUCGAAAGUCGACCUGGGCAUGUUGUUGGUCGCGAUCGCGAGUGCAAUAGCAUCGGGUGUCCCAUUUCCGAUGAUUGGUAUCGUGUUCGGCCAGCUUCUCGACGAUUUUAACUCGGCGACAUGUAGUAAUGAAUCCGAUACGUCCGGCUCCGAUUCCGAUUCCGAUUACCAAGGAGGCAUCGACGACAAGAUCCUGCUCAUUGUCUACCUGGCAAUUGCCCAAUUCGUUUUAAUCUACAUUCACCUUACAUUUUGGACGCUGAACGGCGCUCGACUGGCGCAGCGACUGCGAGAAAACUACCUGCAGAACCUACUUCGCCAAGAGCCGUCAUACUUCGAUGACCUUCCACCGGGAGAGGUAGCCUCGCGACUGAAUAACGACAUCCAAACAAUCCGCUCGGGUACUUCAGAGAAGGUAGGAAUAUGCCUUGCAAGCUUUUCCUUUUUUGCCACUGCGUACAUUGUUGCGUUCAUCAAAGAUACCAAGCUUGCGGGAAUGCUUGUUUCGUUGAUUCCAGCCUAUUUCUUGAUGUCAUUUGUGGGAAGCCACUAUAUCGAAAAGUAUUCUGGUGUUAUGUCAAAUUAUGCUGCCUCUGCUGCUUCUAUUGCUUCUGAAGCGCUUUCAAAUUUCGUCGUUGUACAGGCCUUUGGGGCAAACGACCGCUUGGAGGAGAAAUUCUCCAAAGCUCUCAAGUCUUCAGAACAUGAGGGGUUGAAGAAGGCUACGGCGGUUGGCAUACAAUCCGGAGUUCUGUAUUUCAUUGCUUAUGGUGCAAACGGGUUGGCAUUUUGGGAAGGAAGCAGACAGAUUGCUCGUUCCAUUAGCGGUGAUGGAUCCAGUGGAAUCACUGUUGGUGCUACAUUCACGGUCAUCUUUAUCUUGGUCGAAGCGACUUUGCUGCUGAGCCAGGUUGCACCAUUCCUACACUUAUUCGUACAAGCCGUCGCCUCAUUUGAGAAGUUGCGUGGAGACAUCGACCGCGAACCGCUGAUCGAUGGAACUGCACCUUCGGGUGUCCGUCUUCCACAGGCUGAAGGCGGCUUCGAGUUCAAUCAGGUUUCGUUCACCUACCCCUCAAGGCCCGAGAUUACCGUCCUCGACAAGGUUACUCUCAGCAUACCGGCCAACAAACAUACUGCCAUCGUCGGUCUUUCGGGAAGUGGCAAGUCAACUAUUGCUGGUUUGGUCACAAGAUUGUAUGAUCCUACGGAGGGCCAUAUCCUCUUCGAUGGUCACGAUCUUCGUAAUGUCAAUACCCGUGAUCUGAGAAGCUUCCUCAGUCUAGUGCAGCAGGAGCCAUCCCUACUCGAUCGUUCCCUUUUGGAGAAUAUCGCACAUGGCUUGGUUAAUUCGAGCAAUGCUAACUAUGCGCCUUUGAAAACUGCUCUCCACAGCCCCGAGCUUGCCGAUAUAGCGCGAGAGGCUAGAGAGGGAAAUGAUUUGAUGGGUGCAGCAGAGCAGAAGGGCCCAGAAUUCGUCGAAAUUGUCAAAUUGGUCCAGAAAGCAGCAGAACUCGCAGAUGCGGCUGGUUUCAUCACAGCAUUGAAGCAUGGAUAUGGUACUAUCGUGGGUUCAAGUGGGAGGCUAAUUAGUGGUGGUCAAAAGCAACGCAUAGCCCUUGCUAGGGCCCUUGUUAAGGACCCCGCGGUAUUAAUUUUGGAUGAAGCUACAGCUUCAUUGGAUUCACGAAGCGAACAGCGUAUCCAGCGCGCCAUCUCAAAUAUUGCUAGCGGAAGAACUAUGGUUACAAUUGCCCACCGUCUGUCGACAAUUACCAACGCAGACAAUAUUAUCGUUAUGCACAAGGGACAUAUCGUGGAGGAGGGAGACCAUUCAACAUUGAUGGCGAAGAACGGAGCAUAUGCUGAUCUAGUCAAACUGCAAACUCUCGGAUCUACCCUCGACAAGAACGAAUCAACGGUCAGUGUUGAUAGUAUUAGCAAGACCACGCAGGUCUCUUCAACCGAUGAUGACUUAGAGAAGGACAGUCUGGCAGACAUCGACGAGAAGAAGCCCACAACGAGUGGAACCCCGGUUACCGACUCUGUAGAGGAGUCGGAAGACCCUGAGACACCGACCAAAUCACUAUGGGCUCUUAUACGGGGUUACGCACCCGCCGUGAGGCCACAUCUGCUCAUCAUCGCCUUUGCUCUUCUUGGUUCCACUAUUGUUGGAGGAGCUUUUUCUGGUGAAGCCGUGAUUUUCGGAAAGACAGUUGGGAGUCUGAACCCAUGUAACAGUCCGGAAGACAUCCGAAAUAAGGGCGAGUUCUUCGGACUCAUGUUUUUCGUACUCGCGAUCAUCGAGUUCUUUGGGAACAUAGCUAGUUGGACCGGAUUUGGGUGGGUUUCUGAGAAAGUUGUCUACACAGUCCGCGUUCUAUCUUUCCGAUCGCUGAUGGAGCAAGACCUCCAAUGGCAUCAAUCCAAGGGUCGAACACCUCCUCUACUCCUUUCGUACAUAACCAGAGAUGGCAACGCCUUGGCUGGGCUGAGUGGUUCUGUGAUUGGAACUCUGUUUUCAAUUACAGUCAAUCUCAUCGCUGCCAUCAUUAUGACCCACAUCGUUGCCUGGAGAAUCGCUUUGGUUUGCCUGGCUCUAGUUCCACUUCUGCUUGGAGCUGGUAUUAUGGAGCUUCUAGUACUUGGAAAGUUUGAAGAGCGUCACGAAAAUGCUUAUACCAAAUCAGUCGACAUUGGUGUUGAAGCAAUUACAUCCAUCAAAACGAUUGCGUCCCUUUCUCUAGAGGACGAAACGCUAGGAACCUACCGGCGGUCUUUGAAGGGUCCACGCAAGGAGACCCUUUCGGUCACGCUCCAAGCAAGUUUCUGGCAAGCGAUGACUUACUUCUUGGGUAAUCUUGUGAACGCUUUGGCCUAUUGGUGGGGUUCCAAACAAAUCCUAGCGGGCAACUAUGACCAGACGCAGUUCUUGAUCGUGGUAUUCUCCCUUCUUGUCAGUGCAUUGCUAUGGAGUCAAAUGUUUGCCCUCGCGCCAGAGCUUUCAAAUGCCCGAGCUGCGAUGGCCAGAUUACUGGGCCUUAUCGAGGUAGGGUCAGACAAAAUGCAGGGACACGUACACAGUCGUUCUCUCACUGCGCCGCCGCCAUCAGAAGACGCCGAGGCAGCUAUUGAAGCAAAGACGUCUCAUAACACGUCAGACAACAAGGCGUCCAGCGUCCAGCUCCGUGACAUCCACUUCUCGUAUCCUGCCCGACCGGACAUCAAGGUUCUAAAUGGCCUAACAAUUGAUAUCAAACCGGGCAAAUUCUGCGCGCUCGUUGGCCCUAGUGGUGCCGGAAAGUCGACAAUCAUCUCCCUAGUCGAGCGCCUCUAUACGCCAGAGUCAGGCUCUAUUCUCAUCGACGGCAACGACAUCACAAAGCACCGAGACGUCACCUUCCGCAGCUCAAUCUCUCUCGUUCCCCAAGAAAGCGUUCUCUUCGAAGGUACAAUCAAAUUCAACAUUGGCCUCGGCGCAAAGCCUGGCCAUGAAGUUUCUAUGGCCGAUAUUGAAGAAGCCUGCAAGCUAGCCAAUAUCCAUGACACCAUCGAAGCCCUCCCGGACGGUUAUGAGACCCUCUGUGGUCCCAACGGGAGCCAGUUCUCUGGUGGGCAGAAACAACGACUUUCCAUUGCCAGAGCUCUUGUCCGGAAGCCGAAGGUAUUGAUUCUUGACGAGUCAACUAGCGCGCUUGAUGCAGAGUCUGAGAAGCUACUGCAGGAGGGGCUUGAGAGGGCUGCGAGGGGUAUCACAGUCAUUGCUAUUGCGCAUCGCUUGCAUACGAUCAAGAAGGCUGAUGUCAUUUUCUUGAUUGAGGCCGGUCGGUGUGUUGAGUACGGAACGCACGAUGAGCUGUUGGCCAGUUCGGAGAGCUAUAGGGCCAACGUUAUGCAUCAAACGGUGGCGACCUGA
Messenger RNA from Aspergillus puulaauensis, 3972 nucleotides. Its product is annotated as ABC transporter ATP-binding protein. The record is from RefSeq and is a predicted model, not a curated record. Bases 1 to 3972 code for a protein of 1323 amino acids. The transcript is spliced from 2 exons. Gene Ontology annotation, molecular function: ATP hydrolysis activity; ABC-type transporter activity; ATP binding. Gene Ontology annotation, biological process: transmembrane transport. Gene Ontology annotation, cellular component: membrane. NCBI's taxonomy places the organism in Eukaryota, Fungi, Ascomycota, Eurotiomycetes, Eurotiales, Aspergillaceae.